This is a messenger RNA of Neoarius graeffei (lesser salmon catfish), 2492 nucleotides long. It is a transcript of the gene hrob, whose product is annotated as homologous recombination factor with OB-fold. The transcript has 10 exons. Gene Ontology annotation, biological process: recombinational repair. The coding region runs from base 503 to 2338 and encodes 611 amino acids. Lineage: Eukaryota; Metazoa; Chordata; Actinopteri; Siluriformes; Ariidae. The record is from RefSeq and is a predicted model, not a curated record.
CUAUCCUGGUCUGACACCCUGAGUUUGAGCUGUUUGCUAGUCAAGUUGUCAGAAGAAAUGGAAAUGAAUCUUUUUAAUGAAGCACAGACACAACAGGGACAAUAACGUUAGGACAGCGGUGCUUAUUGGGGUUGUCCUUGUCAAGAGCAUUAUAUUAUUUACAAUUAUUUAAAUGUUUUUGUUGUACAAAAUGCCGGUUUGGGUCAACAAAAAUUAAAAUAUGUCACUAAGAGUCGACUCUGAUUGGUCAACCGAGCUAAAUGAUCCGACUCACUGAAGUGCCAGAUUUGUCAAGGCCCCGCCCAUUUCCGUGUUCGUCAUCACGUAACAUGACGUUCUUUUCAAACAUGGCGGCGCCAAACUGGUAAUCUGUUUUGGUACAUGUUUUUAGUCAAAGCAUUUUAAAAAUUAUUAAAUUUUGAGAGAUGUGACGACGUAAUAGCAUCUAUUAAGGAUUAUAUAUAUAUUACGUAAUUCUGAAGACUAAACUAAGCUGGAGGACAUGACAACUGCGGCUUGCAGCAAGUGGAGAGGACUUUUCAGCGUGGAAGAGCUGGAUGAUGAAGACUUGCUGGAAGUUGACUGGACACACACGUCAGCUUCUGGGUCAUCUGCAGUUCCAGCUUGUGUACCCUUACAAGAAUCGCACACAGUUUGUUCCCAUGAUGCGCAGCAGAGCUCCGCUGCACCAUCAGCCGCCACCUCACACAGGAGAUCAGUACCAGACUCUCCGACCUUACUUCCAGAUCUUUCAGAAUCCAGACCUGUUAAAGGUUUAAGAAGCCUGGCCAACUCUAACUCUUCAUCCGUCUCCUACUCUGUCCCUCACACACGCGCCGCUUCUCCGGCUUCACUUCAAGCACCGUUCGGGGUCUCGAAUGCAAUCUCAUCUCUGCAACGUGCCUCAGAGUCUCCACCCGGCCAGUCAAACCCUCAAUCUGGCGUCUGCACUGUUCCCAAGAAAGACAUUCCAGCUCAGGAUGAGUUUGACGACUGGGAUGUCGAUCUGGAGGAGUUGGAUGAGUGUGUUCCUCAGAAAGCUUCUGCUCCAGACACGGAAUUCGAAUCUGACAGCAUUACCUCAGCGAAACGGACAAGAUUAUCAGCUGUUGAUAAAGAUACACCAGUUGUGUCUUCUCUCCGAGGAUUCUGCAACACUACUCCCAAAUCUGCACCCCCGCAGUCCUUUAUCCGUUCCCCGUGUUCUACUGCGCUUUUCCAACAAAACAACGUGCAACCCUUUGUACCUCCAGCCUGCCGCUUUACCUCUCCGGUGACUCCUGGACCUGUGAGAGCGACAUCUCCGUGGCAAAAAGGAGCUCUUACUCCUCGAGGAGAACAUCGCUCUCUAUUCCAGGCUGUAUCUCCUGCUCCGACGACUCCACAAGCACCUCGUCCACUUCACAUGCCUGUCCUGACGAAUCACCUGGUCCAGCUGGUGUCUGCAGCCAAUAAGACGCCUCGGAGGCAGAGGAGCGAUUCUGUCCGGCCCAAAACGCGCCGGUUUCCUGGUCCAGCGGGUGCUCUGCCACAACAGAUCGGUGGGCGGAAUCUGGAUGACAUCGUUGUUGCGGUUCCACAGACACCAGCACAUGGGGCUGUGGCUCGCCUGCACAGUGAGGUCCCGAGCUCUCAAGUAAAUGACGAAGAGGAGUUCAGUGUCGGUCCGUGGGCAGCGAUGAAGGCUGAGAUGGGAUUGGAUGAAAGAAACCCUUCCUGUUUCCUCCAUUCAUACAGCAUUGUCAUGGUGCUGCGGAAAGUACGCAAAACCAUCCUGACCACGGCGGCCUUAAGACAGCUCUCGAAGAAUAAGGUUCCUAACAUGGCCGUGGUGUUAAAGAGCAUCUUACACACACAUGCUGAUGCCAAAGCGGUGUUCAGGGACCCCACGGGUGAGAUGCAGGGUACGGUUCACAGACGGUUGCUGGAGGACAGACAGGCGGAGCUGAAGACUGGUGCAGUGCUGUUGCUCAAACAAGUGGGCGUGUUCUCCCCCUCUAAUAGGAACCACUACCUGAACGUAACACCCAAUAACCUUCUUCGAAUCUACCCGGCUGACGGAGCAGUCCACGCCUCCUCCCAGCAUUCCCAGCCUGCACUGGACAUAAAGGAAACUGCUGGAUUACUGCAUUGUGACUCUUCCAAGCCUGAAGGGGGCCCCGUGUCUCAGAUGGAGCUGCAUUAUGAUGAUGAUGAGGAGGAGGAGCAGAACAGCGUCCCAGCGAAUGGGGUGGUCCAGUCUAGUGCACGACCUGACUGUUUAGAGGACGCUCAGUGGGAAGCAGAUGAUCUCGAUGAGCUGCUUGGAGAGUUGCCUGUCGAGUCUUAUUGUGCCUGACACUGACACCAUUACCAAUGCUUUUUUUUUUUUUUCCCUUCUCUUCUUUUUAUUCAAUUUGUGUUUGUAUAGGAGCUGUUGUAAGAUAUGUACAUAAUAAUCAGAAAAUAGGCAUCUGGGCAAGAUGAAGAAUAAAGGUUUGAGUUUGAAAUAU